AUGACGACCAGGCCUUCGCGCUCCGCCAGCAUACCCAUUCCCGCGUCCUCUUCUGCCGCCGCACGUACUCUCGAGAAUGUUAUAUCCAUGCCUUUUAGCAACCCUACAGGGUCUGCUCCCGUGCCCGUUCGGCCCCGACUAACGAGCACCAUUUCCCGCAGCCCCGACAACCGACGGACCGUCGCUGCCAGUCCAGUGCACACGUCUCCGACGCGGUCUAUCGCUGGUAGUUAUUCCUCCGCCGUUUCUCUUCUCGGGCGUGGCGGCACCGCGGCGCGACCAGGCUCCAACGCCACCUCGAGCACAGCCCCAGUCCCGACGUUCCAACCGCGUAUUAUUCGUGCGACGAGUUCGCCGGGAUCAGGACCGCGUGACCCUGCUUGUCUUCCGCCGUUGCCAGCGUCGCCCUCUCAGCCACGCCCGCGCCGGCUGAGUACCAUCGCGCGCACCGCGAGCACCCCGGCGAUUGCGCGCACACACCGCCAGCCGCUCUCCUCCACUCUCCUCCCGCAGUCCUCUUCACUCCUGCCUCCACCCGCCCACUCUCACACCCAUACACACACGCAUGCACAGGCGAAUGCAUUCCCGCGCCCCGCAUACCUCGAGUACUCCUCUCUCCGUGGCUUCCUCCAUACCGAGAGCGGCCCUUCGCUCCCGCCGCGACAUCCUCCGCCGGCAAGCGACAGACGCACUCCCUCUCCGCCCACAGUAUAUCCGUACCUCCGUCGCGAGCUCACACCCGUGGCCGACAGCGACCGCGAAAGCACCGCAAGCCCGCCACCUGCCGCAUCCGCGACGACACCUAGCGCUGCAGUUGGAGUACUGGCGGCGAAUCCGGUCCUGAGGCUGCCCACGCGCUGGAGCGACCAAGAUCGCUUGCCGACGCUCAGUGUGUCUGCGGACGGGCGGGAGUUGACUUUCAGCGGCCCAUCCUGUGUCGGUGACCGCGAAUCUGCCGCUGCUCGCGCCAACUACGCCAUUCCGCCCGCGUGCGGAAUAUACUACUACGAGGUCGAAAUUCUCAACAAAGGGAACAAGGGACAUAUCAGCAUCGGAUUCGCGUCAGGAGAAGUGCGCUUGUCUCGACUGCCCGGGUGGGAAAAGCACUCGUGGGGCUACCAUGCCGAUGACGGAUGGGCCUUCCCUGGGCAGAAAGAUGGCAGCCCAUACGGACCAACUUUUGACUCGGGCGACGUGAUUGGAUGUGGGGUCGACUUCAGCCAAAACCGCGCAUUUUAUACUAAGAACGGUAAUUUCCUCGGCAACGUUUUUGACAAUGUUGGGAAGGGUCAAGAGUUAUAUCCGGCGGUAGGGCUGCGCCACACAGGCGAAGCCAUCCGAGCCAACUUCGGCGGCGAGCCCUUCCGCUUUGCGAUUGCUGACCAUGUGCGCGCGCAGCGUGACGCCGUGUGGGAUGGCAUCAUGCGCACGCGCAUCGACUGGGGCGCGCUCGGUCUCGGAGGGGAGGUGAAGGCCGAGGGGCGCGAAGACACGGAGGUGCUCAGGCUGAAGGGGCCGGACGGCCUGGGCGGCUCCACCGACGAAGAGGAGGCGCGCGUCCCGAUGCAACAGCUCGUCCUCGCAUACCUCUCGCACCAUGGCUAUGCGCGCACUGCGCGUGCAUUCCGCGCCCAGUGCGCGCGCACCGCUGAAGAGGUGUUGCGACCACCUCUGCUUGUCAAGGAGGAGGACAAUGAUGCGAGGGGAUUGGCCAAGGCUGAAGAGCAGGAGGAGCUAAUGGAUAUGGACGAUGACCCUCUGCCCACCUCCGCGGCCUACACGUUGGCUCCCACCGUGGCUUCUGCGCCUGCGCCUUCCUCCAGCGUGGAAGUGGACCUCUCCGAUCCCGAAGCAUAUGACCUGCAGACACGACUCGCGAUUGUCCACGCGGUACUCGCAGGUGACAUCGACAACGCGCUCGCAGCCCUACGCGUGUACCACUCCGCCGCGCUUGCCGCGCAAGAUGGCCUGCUCCUCUUCCGUCUGCGCUGCCAGAAGUUUGUCGAGCUCGUCUUGCAGGCGGGGGACGCGCUCAAGCGUGUGAAGGAGAAGGAGAAAGAUCUUGAAGACGGCAUGGCUGAGGAUGCGCUCGAUGGGACACCAGCGCCAGAGAAAGACAACGAAGAGAUGGACAUAGACGACCCAGCCCCUACUCCAUCUCACGCGAAACCAUCAGAUUUUCCAUCUCCACCGCCCGACACCCCUGCCGUGCUAGCGAAAGCUGCACUACAUACCGCACUUUCUUACGGACAAGAGCUAGAGGCCGAUUACAAGACUGACGUACGUCCUGGUGUGCGGGCACACUUACGUCGAACGUUUGGCGUCGUCGCAUAUCAUGAACCUGCCCGUGCGGGGGGUGCGAUCGGUGCGCUCGCUGGCCAGCAGGCACGGGCGAGUCUCGCGGCAGAGGUUAAUCAAGCCAUUCUGGAAUCACAGGGCCGCCCCGCGCAUCCUGCUCUCGAGACGCUGUUCCGCCAGACAAGCGCGACCAUCACGCAACUGGGCCUGCUUGGUACCGGAGCAGCGGCGUUUGCGGAUGUGCGACGGGAAUUUUUGGAGGCUUAA
Sparassis crispa is the source of this 2565-nucleotide messenger RNA. RefSeq names its product SPRY-domain-containing protein. Bases 1 to 2565 code for a protein of 854 amino acids. The transcript is spliced from 7 exons. Lineage: Eukaryota; Fungi; Basidiomycota; Agaricomycetes; Polyporales; Sparassidaceae. Gene Ontology annotation, molecular function: protein binding. Gene Ontology annotation, cellular component: cytoplasm. Gene Ontology annotation, biological process: cytoskeleton organization; cell surface receptor signaling pathway. The record is from RefSeq and is a predicted model, not a curated record.